Heterobasidion irregulare TC 32-1 is the source of this 1781-nucleotide messenger RNA. RefSeq lists its product as uncharacterized. The transcript has 8 exons. NCBI's taxonomy places the organism in Eukaryota, Fungi, Basidiomycota, Agaricomycetes, Russulales, Bondarzewiaceae. Gene Ontology annotation, molecular function: FAD binding; monooxygenase activity. Bases 1 to 1563 code for a protein of 520 amino acids. The record is from RefSeq and is a predicted model, not a curated record.
AUGCUCAAACUCGAUGUCAUCGUCAUAGGCGGAGGCUUGGCCGGUCUCGCGUCCGCGACCGCGCUCGCUUCCGAUGGCCAUCGCGUGCGCCUCUUCGAAAAAUCGUCGGGCUUCCCCACGACGCCCGGUGCGAUACGCGUCCCCCCCAACGCCGCCAAGGUCCUCGCCCACUGGGGCCUCCACGAUCAGCUCUCCCAGAAGAGCGCCCUGCUGUCAGAAAUCCCCCUCUGCGAUAUGCACACGGGCGACCUCAUCGCCCUCACCGCGUGGAAACCCGAGAUGUACAGAGACAGCGGCGGGGACUUUCGUGUUAUGGCCUUCGACGCGCUCUACACGAUGCUCCACGACUACGCCGUCUCCAAGGGCGCCGAGAUCACGUUCAACUCCCCCGUCGCCUCCGUCGCGCCGCCGCCGCCGUCCACAGACCCGGCCCCAACGAGCGACCUCGGCGCGGGGCCCUCCGUCACGCUCGCAACGGGGGAGGUCCUCCACGCGGACCUCAUCGUCGGCGCCGACGGCAUCCACAGCACGGUGCGCGAGGCCCUCAACGAGGCCAGCCCCGCGCAGCACGCCUACUCGGGCCGCUCCGUCUACACCGGCAUCCUCGAGCAGCACGUCGUCGAGUCCGACCCCGGCAUGAAGCACCUCGCGCGCGCGCGCCAGAUGCUGUGGUUCGGCAACAACUGCUUCGGCAUCGGAUACCCGCUCCCGACCCAGAACGCGUGGGGCCUGCACGUCGACCUCCCCGAUCCGCCAGGCGAAGACGCCUCCGCGGCGCGCGACUGGGAGUACGUCGCGCCCUCGAGCGUCGACUGCGCGCAGCUCGAACCCCGCCUCCAAUACUUCUUCAAGCACGCGCGGACGCUCGCCCGCGGGCGCUACGUCGACCGCGCGCCCGCACAGUCCUGGGUCGACCCCCAGCGCCGCAUGCUCCUCGUCGGCCAAGCCGCGCACCCCUCCUUCUGGUGCGCGCCGUACCUCACCGCAGACUGCCUCGAGUCCGCCUGCGUCCUCUCCACGCUCCUCGCGCACCUCCGCGUGCCCGCGCAGCUGCCCUCGAUCCUGUACGCCUACGAGGAGAUACACGCGCCGCGCGCCGCGCGCCUGCACGACACCGAGCGCAGCUACCGCAUCUACGUCACGCUCUCCGGCGCUGCGCGCGCCGCGCGCGACGCCGACCUCCGCGCGUCGAUCACCGCGACGGAGGCGGCGGAGGUCGCGAGGCGGCGCGCUGAGAAGCGCGAGGGGUCCACGUACGGGUCUGGCUCGGGCUCGGGCUCGCGCGGCGCGCGGUCCGUGUGCUCGGCCGAGGGGGGCGCGUCGGCGUCGGCGCCGCCGGAGGAAGAAGAGGACGAUGGGGGCGAGGACGACGAGGACGAGGACGAGGGCCUCGGCGAGCUGGCGCAGCAGUACGCGGAGAACGCGGAGCUGUGGGGGUACGACGCGCGCGACGCGGCGGAGGACUGGUGGGUCAAGUGGGGCAUGCUGCGCGAGCGGACGCUGUUCACGCCCGAGGAGCUCGCGCGCUUCUCGUGCGCGCUGCAGGUGCGCGUCGACCACUGAGACGCGCGUGGUGCGGGCUGUCUCACGAGGUUUUGAUUUUAUUUUAUCUUUCACGACGCGAUCAUGAUGUAAAGAUGGGGGCGGCGAGUGGGGUGUGUUUCCUGUAAACGCAGGACGGAGCGGCCCCCCAACGACGCGGCGAUUCUGAUAGAUACGGUAGCGGCAGACCUGUCUACUUACUUACAGCGUGCGGUAUAGCAUAGCAUACGUGCAGGAUU